CUACCAUCAUUUAGAUCAAAUGCCAAAACCAACGAAAUCUAAUUUGAGGGAGUUCAAAGAUCAUCAAGGGCAUUUUAGCCUAGUUAGAAACUUCCAUCUAGCUGAUCUAUUCACGAUAAUGAACGGCGUAUGCGGUGUCAGCUCAAUUUUCUCAUCUGCCCAUUAUCUACUCGAUAACAACAACAAAGAGGCCAUUUAUUUGGCCUUAUUGUUGCCGGCUUGUGGCUUCAUCUUCGACGCUCUAGAUGGUAAAGUAGCACGCUGGAGAAAGUCGAGUUCCAUGUUAGGUCAAGAAUUGGAUAGUUUAGCAGAUUUAAUUAGCUUUGGUGUAGCACCAGCAUUUUUAGCAUUCACAAUCGGUAUGAGGUCAACAGUAGACAUGAUAAUGUUAACUGGAUUCGUUUGUUCUGGCUUAGCUAGAUUAGCGAGGUUUAACGCUACAGUCGCAAAUCUCCCAAAGGAUGCAGGUGGUAAAUCAAAGUACUUUGAAGGACUUCCUAUACCUUCUAGUCUUGCAUUGGUAUCUCUCAUGGCUUAUCUCGUUAAAACAGAUAGAAUACAUCAAGAUAUACCAUUCGGUGUUUACUUCAACAGUAUACAUCCUAUUAGUUUAAUAUUCGGUUUAUGGGCAGCUGCGAUGGUUUCAAAAACAUUACGAGUACCAAAAUUAUAAUAAUGCAUUAAAUUAAUGACUAAUAUUCUUCCUUCCCUUUUUUACUCUCCUCUUUAUUAUCUUUCUACCAGUUCUUGAUCGCAAUCUGGCUAAGAAUCCGAAUGUGCGCUUUCUCUUGAUAGUUGAUGGCUGAUAGUCAGUACCUCUAGAUGCAAACCUCAACUGUAUCAAAUUAUUCAGUAUUGGUGAAACGAUUGGCCGUCUAUCGAAGAAAGAAGAAGAUAAGUUUGAGAAAGUUGGUUUGUAAUAACUUCUAAUUAUAUUUCUAUUGAAAAAGCUAAAAAUAUUUCCAUUUAAAACCCGUUGGAUAACUUGUCGUGGCAUUUUGAAAUAAAGAAGCAGUCGUCUCUUGAAGUUGAACUAUCAAGAUAUAAAAAUUGCAUUAUGCUCAAUAGAGCUAGGGCAGUAUUAAGAGCACCUAGAGUAGCAUCUGCUAGGUGCCACUCUUCUAUAAACUCAUUUGAUAGAACACUCUACUUGAAGGAGCAACCUGAAGACUCAGUUUUUAAAUCCUUGGAGAAUAAGCAAAAUCUCGCUUUUGAAACCUUCGUUGCUGGACACAGACCAUUGUUUAUUAGCAACCCACCCUUAGAAUCUUCUAAUCAAGUCAGUCAUAAGUUAACAGAUGAACAAGUCGAUUCUAUACUAGACGAGCUAGAUUGCGCUUUAUUUAAAGUUAAAAUUACUGAAAUUGCGGAUUAUAAAUCUGCCUUACAUAGAAUUGGAUUGGGUGAGCGAUUAGAUAUCAAUUUGGAUAGUGUAAAGAGAAAGAGAAAGAGUAAGAUGAACAAGCACAAGUAUAGGAAACGUAGGAAGGCACAACGCGCAGAAAGGAAACGUCUUGGAAAGUAGAUUAUUUAUCAAGCUAUAUCAAUUUUAACCCAAUUUUGAUAUAUAUUACCUUCAUCUUUAUUUAAUAUGGUAGUUGUUUUUGCAUCUUCUUGAUAUUCUUGGUGAAGGAAAGUAGACAACGGGUGGUGGAAUUCAAAGAAUGCACAUCCAUUUUUUGGAUAUGCUGCAUUCUUAUUGUUCACGUCUUCGUGACAGGUUUUGCGUCUUGGUGCACUCUCAUCGAAGCCACCACCAGCGUAAAACAUCACACCUGACUGGUUAGUCGUGAAGUGCAAACUGAUUUCAUCGCUUUUGAGGAGCAAUUGAGUUUCUUGUUUGUCAUUUGCAAUACUCUGUGCAGAUAUGAUAUCAUUCUCUGACUGUGCAAUUGUUCUAUCGAUUUUGCUGCCAUCCCUGUUGAAGAAGUAAUAAUGAUCUUGAAUUAUUUCCUUCUCAUUGAUUUUUCUCAACUUAUUGAAGUCAAAUGGUGUACCAUCAAUAUCAACUUUUGAACCCAAUGCUAGGUUUGAAGAAUCUGAAGUUUCAGCAAUACUUUUUGAGUUUAAAUAGAGCAAAUGAUCGCCUAUAGUAGAAGAACGGAUUUUGUCUGCAGUGAGAUUAAAUCCCCAGUGUUGAGUGAGGUUAAUCGGACAUGGCUUAUCAUCGAGCAUUUUAGCACGAUGUGUGAGAAUUACAGAACCAUCGCUAACAAAGAAUGCAGCUUCAACUAGCAUUUUACCAGGAUAUCCGUUCUCACCAUCAUCUGAGACUAAUUUGAAUAAUUGGAAGGUGAAAUUCUCUGGUAUGUCCUUAUCACCGUAUAACUGCGACUGUGCUAAAGUGAUAGCGUCGAAAGUUUUUCUAUCAAAGGCGUCUAUACCUCCGUGAUGUGAUACGAUUUCACUUUCGACAGGUUCUGGGUGUACAACCGCGCCUGAAGCAAUCUUAUGGUUAUCUACUGGUACUCUAUUUGUGUAUCUUCCUAUAAUUGUAUGCAAAAAUGUUCUACUUUCUUUGUGAUCUUGAGCAUUCUCUGGACCUGGUAUAAUAUCAAUAAGGCUGCCAUCGUUCGAUUUAAUUAGUAAUUUAUG
Wallemia mellicola CBS 633.66 is the source of this 2595-nucleotide messenger RNA. RefSeq names its product CDP-diacylglycerol--serine O-phosphatidyltransferase. NCBI's taxonomy places the organism in Eukaryota, Fungi, Basidiomycota, Wallemiomycetes, Wallemiales, Wallemiaceae. The coding region runs from base 20 to 673 and encodes 217 amino acids. The transcript has 5 exons. Gene Ontology annotation, molecular function: phosphotransferase activity, for other substituted phosphate groups. The record is from RefSeq and is a predicted model, not a curated record. Gene Ontology annotation, cellular component: membrane. Gene Ontology annotation, biological process: phospholipid biosynthetic process.